Messenger RNA from Salmo salar (Atlantic salmon), 1606 nucleotides. RefSeq names its product MRN complex interacting protein (gene mrnip). Gene Ontology annotation, biological process: mitotic G2 DNA damage checkpoint signaling. Gene Ontology annotation, cellular component: nucleus. Gene Ontology annotation, molecular function: chromatin binding. Lineage: Eukaryota; Metazoa; Chordata; Actinopteri; Salmoniformes; Salmonidae. The record is from RefSeq and is a predicted model, not a curated record.
GAUGGCGCCGACAUAUGGUAGUUCUGCUUCUAGCUCCUAUGUACUACUGCACGGUUGGAACUAGGAAUUAAAACAUUUCGCUACACCAGCAAUAACAUCUGCUAAAGACGUGUACGUGACCAAUACAAUUAGAUUUUCUGUGGUACUUGACGUAUGACGUCACGUUUCCUGUUUCCUCAUUCGACAGUUUUUCAAAACAUUCCCGGCAAAAUCUCAAACUAGUCGUUUUUAGCUAGCUGCUACAACUAAAACAAGGAACAUGGUUCAGGAAUUUCAUGUCCUAAGAUGUUGUUCUUGCCAAACCUACCAAGUGCAACAGGUUAAAAAGAGCAAAAAAUGGAACUGCAAGCUGUGUGGGGAAAAGCAGUCGGUCAUUAAGGAGUUUGGGCGUGGCUCUGGAGUGGAUUGCAGACGUCAUGUUCAGAAGGUCAAUGCCAGGCGUGGAGAGCUACUUGAAGAGCAGGACCAGAAAGCCUGGUCACGAUGGGAGGAGGUGGAUGAUAUGGCUGAAGAAGAGGUUGUAGAAAAAGCUCAGGAGUGUUGUGACCAGAAUGCAGAAGAGGCUAAUGGGAGUCGCUGGAGUAAAUACCUGCAGACGAGCGAUGAAGGUGCGGGUCAAGAAGAGGCUGAGGAAGAGGAGAAUGUUUACAUGGACAGAAACCAUCUCCAAGGCAACAUAAAUGUCAGAAAAAGGAAGAGAGGUAGAGGAUAUCACAGUGGAGAAGAGGACACCAUGCCUCCUACACAAGGCUGGAGGAUGAAAGGGAAGUCGGCUAAUCUGCCACAACACAACAGACCCCCCAGCUCAUUGGGAGACCACUGUACAGGGGCCAAACAGUCAGCUCCCUACAGACCACCAGUCCCAGCUUACAGCAAACCCCCUACUGUAAUUGAACCACCCUCAACUACCAGCAGCAAACUCUCUUCAACCUCACUCCCCUACAGAGCAAAUACAGCGAUGACCUCGCAACCUUCUGGAUCCUCGGGUACUGCAGUGUCACAGACCUCCAAAUGGGCUCAGUUCCUAACUGCCUCUCCUGAGGAAGAUGAGACCAACUGGAGUGGUAGUACAAUGCAUAUGGAUGAGUUUCAAACCCCUGGUUCAAUGUUCUCAAAUGUUCCUAAUGUGGUGCUCAAACACCAGAACUAUAUAAAAGCCCCUUUUGGACAACCGGCCUGUAGUGGCAUUUCCAAAUUGGCUGGGCUAGGUGGGGGUAGUGGUUUUCUGGGGAAGAGCACCAGGAAGACAUUUGAUAGGCUGAAGUCAACUAUCCCCCAUUGUGGAUUUGGGCAGGCAGCCUAUAGCAAAGGAGGUCCUGCCCAUAUGACUUUACCUGAGAGCGAAGCACCAGUCUGUUAUCAGACCCCGCCCACCAAGCACCCAUGCCCCACCCUCUCUCUGGGGACCCUGUUCUACACAGAUGAUGACUUUGAUGACACUUUUUAAAAGCCAUGUAAUGGUUGCUCUUUUUUUGUGCAUCUAUAUACGAAGUGGCCUAGUAGUCUACGCUGUAAACAAGUCUGAAUGUUUUGUAAUUAACGUUUAACCCAUUAAUCUCUGGAUUUUGUCUAAUAGUUCAUGGUUGCAAUAAAUUAUUAAACUAUG